Molecule: messenger RNA, 4304 nt
Organism: Bradysia coprophila
Lineage: Eukaryota; Metazoa; Arthropoda; Insecta; Diptera; Sciaridae
Gene: alpha-Man-Ib
Product: alpha-Mannosidase class I b
Biological process (GO): carbohydrate metabolic process; mannose trimming involved in glycoprotein ERAD pathway
Cellular component (GO): endoplasmic reticulum; membrane
Molecular function (GO): calcium ion binding; mannosyl-oligosaccharide 1,2-alpha-mannosidase activity
Source: RefSeq, a predicted model, not a curated record
AGAGCUGAAAAAUAGGUCACAGAGCUCGCAGAGUGAUAUCACUCAAACGUCAAUAUGGUGUACAUUUCUAAAUAAAAAAAUCCAAAGUCAAACUGAGAGAGAUUAUUUUACUACAAAGUCUGUUACUAUUAGUGUUUACUGCAAAUUGUAGAUGCAAAUUGUUCGGAGCUGAACAUGUCAAAACUUAAGUGAUGUGGCAGAUUUAUUUUUUUUCGGAUUAAAGGCACAAAAAUUGACUUAGUAAAUAAAUAAAUGUUUUUUUUGUAUUACUGUAUUAUGCUUAAUAUCCUAAGUGUGACACUAUGUUAAACGAACAUAAGUUGGCCGACGAACAAUAAAAAAGUUAUGUUUGAAACAAAGACCGAUCAUAUUUCGCUGCUUGUACCGGGUUCGAUUAGUUCCGAAUACGGCGGCAGCAGAAAAAGUCUGAAACGGCACUGGAAUCAACUGUCUCGUCUUCAACGUAAUUUCAUAUUCAUAGCAAUAGUAGUCGUAGUUAUCACAUUACUGUUACUGAUACCAAAUGAUAAACCGAAGGAGAAUUUCAAUGAAGAGACAAACCACAUCAAAAUCGAACCAUUCGAUGAGCCUAAGCCGGCGAAACCGAUUUUUCAAAAUGUUCUGCCCAAUCAGAUAGAUGAAUCGAUCAAAGAAUCACCGAACGAAAAUUUAAAUCAAAAUAGUCAAAUUGUCGAUAGCAUUUUGGAGGAACCGAAAGAGCAGUCAAACGAUGAGAAUAAUAUUAAGAAUGCCAUUGACACGAUCGAGCGGGAAACCGAAGGUGCAAAAGAUUUCAAGGGCUCGACGAAUAAUCGACAGAAGGCAGUCGUUGAUGCAUUCAAGCAUGCGUGGAAGGGAUACAAAGAAUUUGCAUGGGGUCAUGAUAACUUAAAGCCGAUGUCAAUGGGAUCGCACGAUUGGUUCGGUUUGGGAUUGACCAUUGUUGAUUCGUUGGACACACUGUAUAUUAUGGAUUUACAGGAAGAAUUUGAGGAAGCCAGAAAUUGGAUCGAAAUGUACUUGAAGUUCGAUAAAAAUGUGGAAGUAAAUUUGUUUGAAGUGACGAUUCGAGUACUCGGCGGCUUAUUAUCAACUUAUCACCUGAGUGGCGAUAAAAUGUUUUUAACCAAAGCGAUUGAUUUGGGUAAUCGUUUACUUCCUUGCUUUGACUCACCGUCGGGAAUACCAUUUUCGGAUAUCAAUUUAUCAACGAUGAAGGCACACUCACCGAAAUGGUCACCAGAUAGUUCAACUAGUGAAGUCACUACCAUUCAAUUGGAAUUUAGAGAUUUGUCUCGUUCGACCGGUGAUUCAAAUUAUGAAGAGAUUUCAGCUAGAAUCAACGAAAAAGUGCAUUCGUUACCAAAGAAAGAUGGAUUGGUGCCAAUAUUUAUUAAUGCCAACACAGGAACAUUUCGAAAUUUCGCCACAAUUUCACUGGGCGCUAGGGGAGACUCAUAUUAUGAAUACUUGCUGAAACAGUGGCUUCAAACUGGCAAAAAAGACGACGACUUCAUCAUUGGCGAUUACAAGACCGCCAUCGGCGGCGUACUGGAACAUUUGGUGAAGGAAACUCCAAAAGAACACCACGUCUACAUCGGUGAACUAAUCAACGGCAAAGAUUUCAAACCGAAAAUGGAUCAUUUGACGUGCUACUUGCCCGGUACAUUGCUGCUCGGCCAUAAAAAUGGAAUGCCACCCACCCACUUGAAACUCGCACAAGAUCUGCUUGAAACGUGCUAUCAGACGUACAUGAAACAACCGACCCAACUAGCACCGGAAAUAACUUAUUUCAAUUUGAACGGUGAAAGUGAAUCGGAUCUGUAUGUGAAAACGACCGAUGCUCAUAACUUGUUGCGGCCGGAAUUCGUCGAAAGUUUAUAUUAUUUUUAUGCGUUGACGGGUAACGCCACAUAUCAGGACAUGGGCUGGAAUAUAUUUCAGGCCUUCGAAAAAUACACGAAAGUCAAAAAUGGUUACACAUCCAUUGGUAAUGUGAAGAGUGUGCUGAAUGUAAAGCCGCGUGAUAUGAUGGAAUCGUUUUUCCUCGGCGAAACGUUGAAGUAUUUUUAUUUGUUAUUUAGUGAUGAUCGAAAGGAAAUUGACUUGGAGAAAUUCGUUUUCAAUUCGGAGGCGCAUCCAUUGCCAAUUAGAACCAAUUAAAUUUCUUUCUUUUUUUCGCCUUUCUUCUUUUGUAAAAAUCUAAAACAAAAAUUCCGAGCACUUAAGUUGGAUACAAAUGAAAAUUUUAAUUUAUUUAAAAAAAAGACAAAAAGAGAAAUGACAACCUGGAUGAACAGAUAAAAGUGUUUUGUUGAAACAACCAUGUAUAGUAUAUGCAAGCAUCGCAUUAUAAGCAAUAUCUCCUCUGUCACAAGUUAUAUAAAGUCCUUGCAUAAAGUGUUCAUUAUUUCAUUUUCGCAAGGCAUCUUUUACGAUCUUUGCCGCCAUCACUAAUGACAUUGUCUUAAUUGCAUAAAUUCGAACCCUUCCGGGAUUAUGUUAUACAGGACCUCUUUCUAGGAACUUAUUUCCAGAAAAUUCUUAAAAAAUUCCUUCAAAUUCCUGAAUUUUUUGAAUUCUUAAUUUUAGUAAAUUUAGCAAAUUUAAGGAAUUUUUAGAAAUUGAAUUCCUAAUAUCAGGCCCCGGAUAUGACAUGACAUAAUUCUUGUUACAAUGCGGCUGUGUUUGACUAGCCACAUUUCAAUUAGUUGUACUACCGGAAGCAGGGCUUAUUCUGAUUUUAUUUUAAUUUUUAGAAUUUUAAGGGAAUUUUAAGUCCUCAAGCUAGCAGAUAAAAGAAAAUGCGUAAAAUUGUUUUUUUUUACCAGGAUAUUUGGAAGCCGUUGUAUUCGACUCGGACUACCACUUGUCAUUGAAAAAAAAAGGAGCAGGUGCGCAGUCAACACAUUCCCCAAUAAAUUCCUGUGACAGCAAGAUUCUUGUGCAUCCUCCGUAUUUGAUAAAGCACAAUUACAAGAACGAAUGACAAAAAAGGCGAUGUAUAAACUGUUUGUAACACUACUUGCUGCUUGUACUACGAAGUGAUCCAUAAAAUGAUAUUUUUUCUACAAAAUUUAGAGACUUAGACAAUGCCAAAUAAUGAGAUUUUUCGAUGUUUUCGUUUUAUUUCGGCUAAGUGUUACCUAUUCCAGUAAUAAAAUUAUUUUUUUUUAUGAUCGGAGAGAUAUUGAUGUUGUUAUACAGUUUUUGGUAAAUAGAUAAAAAUUAGUUCGAUAGAUUAAUAGUCACACUAUGGCCACGUAUAUUGUGCACAUUGGUAGCCCCCCCUAUUGAUUGUUUGCGCUUACACACAGACCCGUAAGCCAUAAAAUCGUCCUUUGCACGUUUUUACUUACCUCAGUUUCUAUGUACUUGAUUGUUGGCCUGGGAGAGUCUAACUGGCUACAUAGUUCUAGAGAUAAAGGAUCGGAUGAAGGAGUUUGCAUAAAAAAUUCUUAAAAUGUGACAUUUUCAGUAGACAAGACAGGACACCAUAAUAAAUGACGACUGGUCAACAUGAAUUGACACGAAUGAUAUUUUGUCGAUUGUACGUUAUAUAGGAUUGAGUUCGGUUUCAUUUGGAAUUAAGCGUGAUUGACGAUGAUUUUCGUGUGCGUACGAGUAGAAUUGAAUAAAAUGGUAAAUUGGGUAAGUUGUUGAGAAUACCAAGGUUCCAUAUUUUCGAAGCUUAGAUACUUAUAAAAACUUAUAAAUAGAAGGCAAUUGCAGAAAAAAAAAUGCUCAACUACCUUAGACUACGCUAAGACUACUGACCUACUUUCCCUAUCGAUUUUUCCGGACAGUUUUUCUGUUAAAACCUUGCAAGGGUUCAAUCUUUAAAUUUGAUCGUAAUCUUCUUUCCCUUUCUCUUGACCCGAAAAACUAUGUACAAAGGUGAUACAUUAAUCGGUGGGUAACUAUAGCCGGUCCCUACCUCAAUUUUCAUUAUUUUAUUCGAUUCUAUUUGCACUUAUAAGACAACUUAAUUUUAUCGGAGGCAUCGCUUUCUUUAACAUAAUAUUUAUUGUGCGAAAAAUAUGGGGAAAUAUAUCAUUAAGUCUUUCACUUAUCUAAACCAAGCACACACGCAUGCACGCACCGUUAGAAAAAAAUAAAACUUUUUAUUAACAUCGUUUGGCUGAUGGCUAAAUUUUGGUUUGAUUUAUGGGGAAAAAAUAUUUUGGACAAAUAUACUUACCUUUAAAAUAAAUAAUUUGUGUUAGAAGUUACAAGUUAUAUAGAACGACCAACUGUUUCUUUUCUUUUUUAAUUUUAUAUAAUUGAUGACUGUUUUUUUAAAU